GCCUAUCAUCCGUGUCCCUGAAUUCGCCCGCCAUGGCCGGGCUCGUCACCGCCAAUCUCCUGACAGCCGCCCCGGCGGCGCCCAGCGCCUUUGCCGCGCGCUCGACUCGCCGCGCCGCCCGCACCGCCGUGCGGGUGCAGGCCGCAGGGGCCAAGAUGCUGGAGGCCCCCAACUACAUCGACACCGUCCCCGACUCGCUGCUGCGCCCAGGCAUCGACGACCCCGACAGCAUGCGCGGCAAGUUUGAGCGCAUGAUCCGGGGCGUGCAGGACCAGGUGUGCGCGGCCAUCGAGGAGGCCGACGGCGGCGGUACCUUCCGCCUGGACGCCUGGACGCGCCCCAGCGGCGGCGGCGGCAUCACGCGCGUCAUGCAGGAGGGCAACGUGUGGGAGAAGGCGGGGGUGGCGGUGAGCGUGGUGUACGGCAGCAUGCCCGCGGAGAGCUACCGCGUGGCGGUGGGCAAGGACAUCCCGUUUGAGAAGGACGACCGCGUGCCCUUCUUUGCCGCCGGCGUCUCCUCGGUCAUGCACCCCUGGAACCCGCACUGCCCCACCAUGCACUUCAACUACCGCUACUUUGAGACCGAGGAGUGGAAGGGCGUGCCCGGCCAGUGGUGGUUUGGCGGCGGCACCGACAUCACCCCCUGCUACGUGAACGAGGAGGACAUGCGGCACUUCCACGGAACAUACAAGGCGCGGCCGCCUGCUGGCUCUGCCGCCGCAAGUCGUUGCCGCUGGCUCUGGUACGACAAGAUGAAGCUGGCCUGCGACGACUACUUCCUCAUCCCGCACCGCGGCGAGACGCGCGGCAUGGGCGGCAUCUUCUUCGACGACCUCAACGACCGUGACAAGGACGCCAUCUUUGCCUUAUGCUCUGACUGUGCGGCCCACAUUGCCGAGAGCUACGUUCCCAUCAUCAACAAGCACAAGCGCGACCCCUACUCGCCGCGGCAGAAGGAGUGGCAGCAGCUGCGGCGCGGGCGGUAUGUGGAGUUCAACCUGGUGUAUGACCGCGGCACCAUCUUUGGCCUCAAGACGGGCGGCCGCAUCGAGUCCAUCCUCAUGUCCCUGCCCCUCACAGCCGGCUGGCGGUACGACUACCAGGUGGACCCGCAGGGCCCCGAGGCCAAGUUCCUCCACUGCGUGCGCAACGCCCGC
Messenger RNA from Chlorella variabilis, 1157 nucleotides. RefSeq lists its product as hypothetical. The annotation marks the transcript as partial. NCBI's taxonomy places the organism in Eukaryota, Viridiplantae, Chlorophyta, Trebouxiophyceae, Chlorellales, Chlorellaceae. Gene Ontology annotation, molecular function: coproporphyrinogen oxidase activity. The transcript is spliced from 10 exons. Gene Ontology annotation, cellular component: cytoplasm; chloroplast stroma. The record is from RefSeq and is a predicted model, not a curated record.